Molecule: messenger RNA, 381 nt
Organism: Marmota flaviventris (yellow-bellied marmot)
Lineage: Eukaryota; Metazoa; Chordata; Mammalia; Rodentia; Sciuridae
Gene: C18H19orf73
Product: chromosome 18 C19orf73 homolog
Source: RefSeq, a predicted model, not a curated record
AUGGGGGUAAAGGUUGUAUUUUAAGGCAAGGGCGGUUUCCAGAAAGACGGGAUUUGGUUGGAAGGUGGGUUGAGUGCCCGACGGAUGAGUGCACCUUAUUCCGCACCCCUGCGCCGGCCUUGGGAACUACACCAGGCCCCCCCAGCUCUCACGCAGACGAUAGUGCGGCCUGCGGGGCUCCCCUGGCGGACGAGGCUAAUGGUUCGCCCCGCCCCGCCCACACAGAGGCCGCCCACUGGCUCCAGCUGCGUUUCUUGACUUUGGUCAGACCGGUUACUGAGGAAGGCGCUUGGCUCUCGCCCUCCGACCCUCCUUGGGGUAGGGCGCAUUGUCUUCAGUUCGGCCCGCUCAUUCAGACCCAGCCUCUGCCCUCCGAUUUGA